Messenger RNA from Rotaria sp. Silwood2, 2625 nucleotides. Lineage: Eukaryota; Metazoa; Rotifera; Eurotatoria; Philodinida; Philodinidae. The record is from the annotation of a GenBank genome assembly.
AUGGAGGUUAGUUCGAAAAUAGCAAAAACAUUUAAACGCUUUACAAUACCCCGAAGUACUUCAUCAAUUGGUUCUUUUACAACAUCAAACGGUACUGCAACUAGUAUAGAACAAAAUUCAGAAGAAUUAACACCACCAUCAUCAUCACAUCAUAAACAUCCUCCACUUUCUUAUGCUCAACAUCUUCGACCAAUAUCACAACAUCAUUCACAAGAAGAUAUAAAUACGUCACAUCUUCAACAACAAAAUUAUUAUUUAUCUACUCGACCAGUAAGUAGUGAUAUUUCAUCAUUUAUGAGUCGUUCAGCAUCAACAGAUUUAAAUACAUCAACAAAUGAAUAUACAACAAAAAAAAGCAAAUUGAAUUUAAGUAAUAAAAAAUCUUCAAACACACGUGAUAUUAAUUUUAAUGAUAUAAACGAUUUAUCUCUUGAUAGUAAUAAUGAUACAACAAUAAAAACAAAUGAAAAACAUCGUUCAUCAAUUAAAUCUUUAUUAACAAAAAAAUUUCAACCAUUAACAGUAUCAUCAUCUGUUAAUAUAACAGCUAAACCAAAAAAACCACGUAAUUCAUUUCGCCAAUUUUCUCAUUUUCUUAAACGAAGUCAUAGUACAAAUACAGAUCUAUCAACAAUAGCAAAAGCAACUAAUCAACAAAAUUCACUUAAUGCUGAUCUUGUUUAUCCAUAUUUACAAACUAGAAUUUCCGAUAACUCUGAUUCAACAUAUCCAACAUGUUUAAGUACAAGUCUUAUAUGCAAUACUAAUGGUACAACAUUAGUACCAAUAUCUGAAGAAGAAAAUUCACUUCCAAUACAACAACAAAAUCGAUUACAACAAACAUAUGAUAAUAUAGAUCAAAUGAGUUCAAAUCAAUCAGAUAGUGGAACAUUAAUGCAUCAAUAUAUACAAAAAACUGUUGCCAAUCUUAGUGCAUCAUCCUCAUCACUUUCGGGUACUUCAUCGACAUCGAAUAAAUAUCAAAAUGGUAAUAAUCAUUUUCAACAACAAGAUGAUUCAAUAAUACCAUCGAAAUAUUCAUCAUACGAAACAUCGACUACUGAUAAAACACUUUCUGUUGUUAAUAAUCAUAAUAGUAGUAAUAAAAUAUAUUUAACUAAUUCAAUCAGUUUACAUGGAGAUGUUAACUAUUUAAUGAAUAAUAAUCAUUUAUCUACAUCAAAUACAAAUAAUAAUAGCAAAGCUAUUCAUCAAACAAUGUCAUUAAAAGCAGAUAGUGAAAAUACAAAUAUAAAUCAACAAGUAACAAAAGUUAAAAUGCGUGAUCAUAGUGCAAAAAAGAAAAAAGGUUUACGUGAACUUAAAUCACGUAUAUCAUUACCACCUGAAUUAAAAAAUGGUUAUGUACAAGGUACAAAUAAUAAUAAUAAUAUUAAUUAUCAAACAACUGAAUCAAAUAAUAUUCGAGGAAAAUUAGCACAACGUUCAUCCUAUUAUCAAACUACUUCAUCAUCAGUUCAAGCGCUGAAUGAUGUUUUAAAUCAAUCGAAUAUAUCAUCAUCAUCACGUUUCUCACCACAAUUUGCCUCAAGCACAGGUGGACCAUUAAGCCGAAAUGAACAUCGACUUUCAAUGCUUGAUCUUGGUUUUGGUAAAAUUGAAUCUUAUGUCAAAUUAGAAAAAUUAGGAGAAGGUACUUAUGCAACGGUUUAUAAAGGUACAUCGAGUUUGCUUAGUGGCUAUGUUGCAUUGAAAGAAAUUCGACUUGAACAAGAAGAAGGUGCACCAUGCACAGCAUUACGUGAAGUGAGCUUAUUAAAAGGUCUUAAACAUAAUAAUAUUGUUAGUUUAUAUGAUAUUAUAUUUGAUAAAACAACAUUAACACUUGUAUUUGAAUAUGUUGAAAAAGAUUUAAAACAAUAUAUGGAUGAUUGUGCAAAUAUGCUUAAUUUGAAAAAUGUUCGUUUAUUUUUAUUUCAACUUUUACGUGGUCUUGAAUAUUGUCAUGCAAGAAAAAUUCUUCAUCGUGAUUUAAAACCACAAAAUUUAUUAAUUAAUGAACGUGGUGAAUUAAAAUUAGCUGAUUUUGGUCUUGCACGUAUUAAAUCAUUUCCAACAAAAACAUAUUCACAUGAAGUUGUUACAUUAUGGUAUAGACCACCAGAUGUUUUACUUGGUAGUACAGAAUAUUCAACACCAAUUGAUAUAUGGGCUGUUGGUUGUAUUUUUUAUGAGAUGGCAUGUGGUCGACCAUUAUUUGCUGGUACAAAAGUUGAAGAAGAAUUACAUAUCAUAUUUAAAUGCCUUGGUACACCAACUGAACAAACAUUACCCGGUGUUACAUCAAAUGCUGAUUUUCAAGCAUUAAGAAUACCGUUUUAUAACGGUGAAUCAUUAAGGCGUUUAGCAUCACGACUUGAUCAAAAUAGUAUUGAUUUAUUAGAUAAAUUUUUACGCUAUAAUCCGAGUUCUCGAAUAUCGGCACGUGAUGCAAUGAUGCAUACAUUUUUUUCAUGUUAUCCACCAGAAAUACAUACAUUGGGACCAUUACAAUCAAUAUUAGAUUUAAAUGAAAUAUCAUUAACGAAGGAUCAUGGUUCUAAAUUUAUUUCUUCAUCGCUUAUGAAAACGGCUAUUUCAAAACGAUCGAGUGUUCAUCUGUGA